AGCAGCUGCUGACCCGGAGAGCACACGGAGCGCAACCGAGGCUCGGCAACGGACAGAAGAAGUGGCUACAAGACCUCCACUGCAGCACUUUCCGGAUAGGACUUCUUAAAGGAAGAAACGUCAACUUUUGGGAAAAACAAUUACUUCUCUGACCGAGCGAGCGAGCCCAGUUCGGGAAAGAAGUUUCCUCGGACAAAUCCACGGAUUUGACCGGACGUGUUUGCAAGCAACCCCUUUUCUGCAUUUAGGAGAAGAAACAGAAGGGAGAAGGCGAUGGCCACGCUGAGCGCCUUGAGUGAGGUCCAGGCGAAACGCGUGUGGGAAUUUUUUCCCAAGAAACUGGGAGCGGAGAUGCUACAGACGAACACGGAGUUACCCCAACACUGGCAAGACCUGAUCGUAACCGCAGGCUCUCUGCACUCCGGGUGGGGGGGCAGCCAGGGUCCAGAGGAGCCCACUCCUUGGGACGACCCCAAGGGUUUCCUGGCCUCCUUCGAACAAGUGGCUGAGGCCUGUCGAUGGCCCCGGAAAGAAUGGGCAGCCCGGCUUUUGCCUGCCCUCCGCGGAGGAGCCGAACAAGCUUUCAGUAACCUGGAGGCUCGAGACCGGCAGGAUUAUGGGAAGGUGAAAGCGGCCAUCUUGCACCGAGAUGCCCUGAGCCGGGAGAAACAACGCCAGCACUUCCGGCGUCUCCGCUACCAGGAGGCCGAGGGGCCUCGCGGGGUUUACAACCGACUCCAGGCGCUGUGCCGUCAGUGGCUGAAGGUGGAGAGACACUCCAAAGAGCAGAUCCUGGAGUUGCUGAUCCUGGAACAGUUCCUGACUGUCCUCCCUCCGGAGGUCCAGAGCUGGGUGCGGGAGAGAGGCCCUGCGUGCUGCGCCCAGGCGGUCGCCCUGGCCGAGGAUUUCCUCUGGAUGCAAAGAGAGUCUUCGAGAUGGGAACAACAGGGGACCACAGCAGCCGUUCCCUCAGCCAAGGCAGAGCUGGACUCACCUGACAGCGGAAGGAUUCUCCCAAGACCGUUCCUGGACGAAGAGGAGAAGGCUGGAAAUUCAUGCACAGGUGACGUACGGCAAAGCGAGAACGGCAGGGGACUUUUGAAAGUUGCCUCCGACCGCGUCGAGCCGCCAAAGCUGGAAGAGAUACGCCCGCUGAGGAGGACAAGGAGAAACUACCUCACGGAUAAGUGUAAGAAAAACAUGGCUUCCCAAGCGGCGGGAUUCCAUAACGCUUCCCUCCCCGAAGAGAAGCCGACCGAAAAGAGAAAAUACAAGUGCAACGUUUGCGGGAAAUUCUUCAGCUACAAGUCGAGCCUGAAGAUCCACCUGAGAAUCCACACCGGGGAGAAACCGUACAAGUGCUUGGAGUGCGGGAAGAGCUUCAUCCGUAGCGACCUCCUGGCCUCCCAUCAAAGGAUCCACACGGGGGAGAAGCCCUACAGCUGCUCCUUCUGCGGCAAGAGCUUCUGCGACUUGUCCACGCUGAUCAAGCAUCGGAGGAUCCACACAGGGGAGAAGCCGUACAUCUGCAUGGAGUGCGGCAAGAGCUUCAGCCAGAAGGCGAUUCUCAACUCCCACCAGAGGAUCCACACGGGCGAGAAACCCCACAAGUGCGGCGAGUGUGGGAACAGCUUCAGCCGGAGCACUUACCUGGCUUCCCAUCAGAGAGUCCACCUGGGCGAACGGAGGUAUCAACACGCAGAUUGUAGCCUCCCGGACCAGCCCAAACUGAUUCGUUCCCCCAUCGUUCCUGUGGAGGAGAAGACUUUUAAAUGCCCCGAAUACGGUCAGAAGUUGAAGCCGCAUUCACCGUGCUUGGCCCACCAGAAAAUGUACGCCUUGGGCAAAAGUAUCAGCGUUUUCGAAUGUGGAGACAAGAUUCAGUUGGAAGCCAUGGUUUGCGAGACUUCGGAGAAGCUGAGUGAUUAGCCACUCGGCUGCUCUCCAUUGCCGAGGGGAUUUUUUUCUCCCCUUGGCGACUGGAGAAAUUUCCAAUCCAGCUGGCAUUAAAGCAAUAUGGGGAACUACCACAAUUUGGGGCGGGGGGCACAGGGAAAGAUUUGAACUAUUCGUCCCUUUCUGAGCAUUGUGCACUGAGGAGCUACAAGGCGCUGGUUUUGGGGGAUAGCAAUAGCACUUAGACUUAUAUAUCGCUUCACGGCGCUUUGAAGCCCUCUCCAAGCGGUUUACAGAGUCAGCCUACCGGCCCCCAACAAUCUUUACCGUAGUUAAUGAUCGGUUUCUCAGGUUUCCAGCCAAGUGCUUCCGCUGCCCCACCCUCCGUUGCACCUUGUUCUCAAGCCGAGAAACCACCCACACCUGGCUGGCCAUUUGAUGAGUCGAAAUCGGGGGUGUCAAAGUCAAUUUCAUUCAGGGCUGCAUCAGGGUUGUGUUUGACCUCGGGGGGCCGAGGGGAGCGUGGCCAGCUCGAUGUUACUCGUGUUGAGGGGGCGCCGUUGGUGGCCCGAGCGCUCUGCCAGCAAAAACGGGCUCCCGAGCUCCGUUUUCGGCUGCGACGGCCUCCUGCAACCCUCUGCCAGAGAAAACGGGCUCCCGAGCUCCGUUUUCGGCUGCGACGGCCUCCUGCAACCCUCUGCCAGAGAAAAUGGGCUCCCGAGCUCCUUUUUCGCUGGCAGAGGCACCGCAGGCCGGUCCUUCGCUGUUUCCAGAGCGGCCGCGCGGGCUGGAUCUCGCCCACAGGCCUCAAGUUUGAAACCCCUGCUCUAAAUACUGGUCUUGGCAAUCAUUGGAUAUAGAUAGUCCUCGAUUUACAACACUUCUUUUACUGACUGUUCGAAGUUAACGGCACUGAAAAAAGCGACUUAGGACCGCUUUUUCCACUUAACGACCGUUGCAGCAUUCCCCGUGGUCACAUGAUCAGAUUUCGGACUCUUGACAACUGAUUCAUAUUUAUGACAGUUGCAGUGUCCCAGGGUCCUUUUGCGACCUUCUGACAAGCAAAGUCAAGGGGCAAGCCAGAUGACCUUGUUACUAACUUAACAGCUGUAGUGAUUCACUUAUCCACUGUGGCAAGGAAGGGUCAUAAAAGGGGGCAAGAUUCAUUUAAACAAUUCUUUGGCUCGGUAACCGAAAUUUGGGGGGGUCGUAAGCCGUGCUGUCAAUCCGUGGAGAAAUAUUUUGAAAGUAUUAUCUUUUUAUUAAAACAAUACACGCA
Molecule: messenger RNA, 3175 nt
Organism: Ahaetulla prasina
Lineage: Eukaryota; Metazoa; Chordata; Lepidosauria; Squamata; Colubridae
Product: zinc finger protein 24-like
Exons: 4
Coding region: 274-1929 (551 amino acids)
Source: RefSeq, a predicted model, not a curated record